Molecule: messenger RNA, 1601 nt
Organism: Aspergillus niger
Lineage: Eukaryota; Fungi; Ascomycota; Eurotiomycetes; Eurotiales; Aspergillaceae
Exons: 9
Biological process (GO): positive regulation of transcription by RNA polymerase II
Cellular component (GO): nucleus
Molecular function (GO): zinc ion binding; DNA-binding transcription factor activity, RNA polymerase II-specific; transcription cis-regulatory region binding
Source: RefSeq, a predicted model, not a curated record
AUGGAACACUGGUCUCAACAAACACUCAGGAUGGGAGUUGAGAUACUCUACUUCUAUAAUGUACCCCAACAACGAUUAGAAGAUUAUUCCGCAGAGGCUACAAGCUUGAAAAUUGCAACUUCUGGUAAUCCAAGUGGUGGCUAUAUCUUAACUGAAGGUGCUCCUAUGCUGGCGGGAACAUGCGGGCUGCGGGGAGAGCUUGAGGCGGGGAAAGGAAUGAGAGCCGGGGAACGGCAAGGUUCAUUCAUUUCUCUUCUUUCAAUCUUGUGUCUCUUCCUACAUCCACCCCCACAAAGUUGCUGCUUGUACAGGCUCCAACAUAUAACAGGAUGCACUCGUUGCAGAUCCAGCCAUACAAAAUGUGAUGAAAACGUCCUCGCUGCGGGCGCUGUCAGAGACUCGAGCUUGAGUGCCAGCCAUCUGACUUCAUUAUCCCCUCGAACUGGAACUCCUCAUCCUCUCGGGCACAAACUAUAGACCAGGGAGCUCCUUUCCCGGCCUCCACCUGGGACGUAUUCAAUAAUACUUCUACAUCAUUGGGCAAUGCACUCACACCCAUCCAACCCAUCCCCUCUACUAAAUCACCAUCACCUCCAACUCUCGAUGCAGAAAAGGUAGCACUACUCCAAGAAUACCAAAACGGAGUAGGAACAUGGGUAAGUCUAUUCGACAGCCCUCGCCAUCUCACGCACACCAUUGUCAAACGUGCCCUUGGAUCCCCACUACUUCUAAACGCGAUAUGCGCCCUCACCGCCAGACAAAUGAGCAUAGCGGGUAGAGGCGACAUGUGGAAAACCACCGCCGUUCAUUACUACGGAGAGAGCCUCCAUCAUUUGAUUCAUACGUUGAAUGGCCCAUCAUAUGGUUCUGAUGAUACCCUCGCUGCAACGGUUCUACUGAGUAGCUACGAGCUGUUUACAUCUCCAGGUCUAGAUCAUCAUCGCCAUGUAUCGGGUGCUGUGACUCUGAUCAGGACUAAUCCACAUAAUGCUAGCUCUGGAGGCUUGAAGGCUGCAGCUUUCUGGGUGUAUGCGCGGCAGGAUGUUGCCAUGGCCUUGGUACAUGAGUGUCCUACUAUGCUUUUGCCGGAUGAGUGGGGGGUGGAGUGGACUGAUCAAGAGAUGGAUGAGGAUUAUUUAGAAAAUAAGAUUAUUUGGAUUGUGGCUAAGGUUAUAGCGCAUACGUUUGGGGGAUUGCGAUUGGUUGAAGAGUUAGAGACCUGGAGGGGGUCGUUGCCUACAUCAUUUGCUGGUAUACCUUUUGGUGAUUCUUCUGAAGAAGAAUUUAUCAAGCUGUUAUUUGCAAUUCCGUCGACAGCACAUCUGCUAUUACUCACGGAAGGACGCAAUUCAUCCCUUGCGGGUGAGAUUUCACAGGAUGAAGUGGAUAAACAUGCACGAUCUGUGGCAAGUAUAGCUUCAUUAUCUAUAUCGGAUGCUUCACUUGUGCAAGCAGCGCAGCCAUUAUAUUACUCAAAACACAUAUCCACUAUUGCUGAGAAGUUUCGAAUGUGGACACUAUUAGACGGCAUUGAAAACCGGCUCGGAUUCCAUACCGGUCAUCGCAUCAAGCAGCUGCAACAACAAUUUAAGUUGAUUUGA